UUGGUAAAAGACACGUACCUGUCUACAGUGGGGCAUUUCAGACCAUAUUACUCGAGGAUAAAGAAGUGAUUUUUCCACCACAACUGGAGAAAUGAGGAGCUCAGGAGUUUUAUUACUUCAACUUUUGCUGUUGAUUGUGCCUCACAUCCGCUGCUGGAAUGAUGACGCUGUGUUACUGCGUGAUGUUCAGGUGCUGACGCUCUACAAAGGACGCUACACCACCGCACGCCGCUCCAGCCCCGUUCUACAGCUGCAGUGUGCUGGAGGGACCGCUGGCUGCGGGUCGUUUGUUCCAGAGGUGGUGCAGUGUUACAACAGAGGAUCAGAUGGCAUAGACACACAGUGGGAAUGCAAGGCUGACAUGGACAACUUGUACAGGUUUGGGCGCGUGGAGGUCUCCUGUGAGGGCUAUAGCAGUCCUAAUGAUGCCCAUGUACUGAGAGGCUCGUGCGGUCUUGAGUACACGCUAGAGCUCACGGCAGAAGGGAAGCAGCAGAACACUCAUGGCUCGUCUGGCUUCUCAGGCUUUGCCUCUAACUUCUUCCAAGGCUCUUCCAAUCAAAAACAGCAGCAUAGAGGAGACCCUUAUCAGCAGGCUGACAGCCAGUAUUCCUCCCAGAACAGCCCGUCUGGCGAUGGAGUGGGUGGGCUGAUAGCAAUAGCAUUCCUUUUGCUGGUGGCAUAUGUUGUAUACAAGAUGUUUCUGUGCAGUCCUUCUCACGGCCACCAAGGUUACAAUGCAGAUGGGACUCAGGGAUACGGCGGGGCCUCGGAUAACAGCCAUGGCAUGGGACCGCCACCUCCUGGAUUUAAACCAGAUUAUUACUCAGAAGACCACUCCAGCUCAAGGCCCGGGUAUGGCUUUUCCGAUACGUACACCAGACCUCAGAGUUCCUCGACCGGUUUCACUGGUGGAAGCAGAGCUGGUGGGGGUGGAUUCUGGACUGGAAUGGGCACAGGAGGAAUUCUUGGAUAUUUGUUUGGGAGUCAGAGACGCCAGCCACCAAUGGGGUUUGCUAGACCAUCUUAUUCCAACAUUCCUUCUCCUGCACCAAAAACAAGCUCAGGAACACGAACCGCCUCAGGUUUUGGAGGAACUAAAAGAAGAUAGAUGAGAUAUGAGCGUCUACUCUCACAGCCUCAGUUCUCAGAUUGGACAUGAUCAACAGGCACAUUACAAAUAUUUACAACUUUUUCUUCAUACUACUGUUCAUUCAUAACCCAGACGUUGCUUGACCAGAUGUAGCACGUUGUUGAUCUAGAUUGGUUUGUU
Molecule: messenger RNA, 1273 nt
Organism: Rhinichthys klamathensis goyatoka
Lineage: Eukaryota; Metazoa; Chordata; Actinopteri; Cypriniformes; Leuciscidae
Gene: saraf
Product: store-operated calcium entry-associated regulatory factor
Exons: 6
Coding region: 92-1111 (339 amino acids)
Biological process (GO): regulation of store-operated calcium entry
Cellular component (GO): endoplasmic reticulum membrane
Source: RefSeq, a predicted model, not a curated record